Messenger RNA from Emericellopsis atlantica, 837 nucleotides. Its product is annotated as S-adenosyl-L-methionine-dependent methyltransferase. The record is from RefSeq and is a predicted model, not a curated record. The transcript has 2 exons. Lineage: Eukaryota; Fungi; Ascomycota; Sordariomycetes; Hypocreales; Bionectriaceae. The coding region runs from base 1 to 837 and encodes 278 amino acids. Gene Ontology annotation, molecular function: methyltransferase activity.
AUGGCAGAUCAACACAGCGCAUACACUCUGGGCCACAAAGCCUCUCAGGUCCAGCAUCACGAAUGGCGCACCGCCGAGAACAGCGCCGGACACCUCCUCCCGCACCUCAAGGAUGCAGCGUCCAGGAACCCAGGCUUGAAGUUCCUCGACAUUGGCGCCGGGUCCGGCACCAUCACCGCUACCUUUGCCAAGUAUAUGCCACAAGGUCACAUCACAGCUACAGACAUUUCAGAUGAGAUCCUACAGAGAGCGGCAAGCUUUGCCGAGAAGCAAGGCGUGGACAACAUUACCUUCCAAAAAGCCAACAUCUUCGAGCUUCCCUUCGAAGACGGAGCAUUUGACAUUACUCACGCCCACCAGGUGCUUGUUCACCUGGACGAGCCUGUGGCGGGGAUCAAGGAGAUGAUUCGGGUGACCAAGAAGGGCGGUAUUCUGGCUUUGAGAGAGGCCGACAUGGAGCACAUGGUCAUCUGGCCCGAGCUGCCCGGCGUCAACGACUUUCACGAGACACUCCUCUCUACGUGGAGAGCCAGUGGGGGACAUCCCAAUGGUGGGCGCCAGCUCGUGAGCUGGUCACUGCAAGCGGGCAUCCCUCGAGCCGACAUGACGGCAACCAUGGGAACAUGGUGUUAUAGCCAGGAAGGUGAUAGGAGGGUCUGGGCCGAUUCCAUGAUGGAGAGAAUCAAACAUGGCCAGAUGAGAGUCAAGGCUCUAGAAAUGAAGCUGCGGUCAGAGCAGGAUCUGGAUGCGAUGGCCAAAGGUUGGGACGACUGGGCCAGAGCAGAAGACGCGAUGAUGGGCCUUGUAAAUGGGGAGUUGAUUAUCCAUAUCCGUUGA